AUGUCUCGUACCACCAUUCUUGCCGCCCUCACCUUCGGCCUCAGCGCCGUUACCUUAGCCGCCGACCCCUACCCAAACUAUGAGUACGGCAACAUGUUCUACCUAGGCCCAACCACAAACGGCCAAUACAUCACCAAAGCCACCUACUCGCUCAGCGUCCCAGCCCCUCCAACCGACUACCUAACCACCAAGGAGGAUCAACGCUGGCUUGCCCUCUGGAUCGGCCUGCAAAACAACCCCAACGCUGGCGACGUCCUAAACAUGGACUUUGUCCAACCCCUUGUAAACUGGGGCCCCAACAACGAAGUCUGGGGCUGCCCAGCAGAUAACAAGCACUGGUGCGCCACCGCUAGCACGUACACGCCGACGGGGCAAAUCGGGGAGGACUACGUCCCAAUCCCAUCUAACACAUCGCUCGACUUCGUCGUCGAGAUUAACUCCAGCACGGGCAUGAUCGACCAGAGCAUCAGCAUGGGCGGGAGCGUCAUCUCCAAAGCGAGCAACGCAAAGGGCAUGAAGCCCGCGGUUUUCUACUCCGGUACUGAAUGUUAUGCUGAUGGCUGCGGUACGCUGGAUGCACACAGCUGGGACAACAUCACGCUUGUUCUUAAUGAGGCGGAUGCUGGGCUCGAUAAGACGUUGGCGCUGACGGGCGCUACUUCUUCGGGUAUGAAGAGUGUGGAUGGGGGGAAGACUUGGACUGUUGAGAAGAUUGUUAUUGAGAAGCAGAAUCUGACCGAGUAG
Molecule: messenger RNA, 744 nt
Organism: Ascochyta rabiei
Lineage: Eukaryota; Fungi; Ascomycota; Dothideomycetes; Pleosporales; Didymellaceae
Exons: 2
Coding region: 1-744 (247 amino acids)
Source: RefSeq, a predicted model, not a curated record